Messenger RNA from Alternaria novae-zelandiae, 999 nucleotides. RefSeq lists its product as uncharacterized. Lineage: Eukaryota; Fungi; Ascomycota; Dothideomycetes; Pleosporales; Pleosporaceae. The coding region runs from base 1 to 999 and encodes 332 amino acids. Gene Ontology annotation, cellular component: endoplasmic reticulum membrane; Hrd1p ubiquitin ligase ERAD-L complex. Gene Ontology annotation, biological process: endoplasmic reticulum unfolded protein response. The record is from RefSeq and is a predicted model, not a curated record. Gene Ontology annotation, molecular function: misfolded protein binding; ubiquitin-specific protease binding. The transcript has 3 exons.
AUGCCUACCGACUUCCAACCCCUGCUCAAUAUCUCCGACGAUACUUACCCCCGUACAGCGGGCACGUGGGGUUUCUCAGGCACAAUCACGCAUCAGUAUGCACUUCGCAAGAGAUGGAUACUGCUCCGCUUUGAGCAAGUAACAGAGUUCGCGUGUUGCCUAUGCAAGCAGCAGAAGCAGGCCCAUCUCGUAGCUGUAAAGGGUGUGCUGUGGGAUGAUAUCGCUCUCAAGACUAUCACAGCUGCAGCAGUCGUUGUAUCGGCCGCAGGCUACAGCGGUCUCCUCAGCCUCUAUCACUACAUCUUCGUCAGCCAAUAUGUCUUCACGGUGUCGAUGCUCCCGCAGCUCUGGCGACUCUUCACAGCGUUUCUGAUUACGAAACCGAAGUUCGGCAUCCUGCUAGACCCCUACUUUCUGUACCAGUACGGCAGCUCCAUCGAGCGGGAGUCGCCUCGCUUCAAGGAUCCAGGCGACUUUUUCGUGUACACUUUGUUCCUCGGUAGCGUCAUUGUCUGUAUUGUGGAUGGACUUGUGCUAACAGUCCGCGCAAAGGCAACAGCAGGUGGCAUCCUAAACCAAUACACCUUCCUCCCGUCGCUGUCACUCGCCUACGCCUACACGUUCGCCCAAGAUAAUCCCACCCGCUCCGUAUCCUUCUUCGUCAUUACUUUCGAAAGCAAAUACCUGCCCUUCGCUAUGCUCUUCAUGGCCUUUGUCAUGGACGGUCCUGAUGCCGCUCUCGGACAGCUUAUGGGUCUCCUCGCCGCACACUUGUACGACUUCCUGACAAGGAUCUGGCCUACGUUUGGCGGUGGCAAAAACUACAUUCGCACACCUGAGAUGGUGAAGCGCUGGUUCGGUGCUGCGCCGGGCAGCGUGCAGAACAGAGGAUACGGACAUGUUGUGCAGGGACGGGGAGGUGCUGCGCAGCCUAGUGCGGCGAGGGCGACAGGCAAUGCUUGGGGUGGAAUGGGUCCCGGGAGGAGACUGGGGGAAUAG